CGCCGUGCCCGGAGAGCCGUUACCCGGCGCGGGGCGGCGGGCGCGAGGCAGCGGCCGUUGGAGCGGGCGGCGGCGCGCGCAGCUGUACGGCGGGAGGCGCCCCGCCGGGACAGCCCGAGGGCUCCGCCGCUCCCCGGGGGCCACCUCAGGGAAAGCGAAACCAAAAGGGCGGAGGCAGCGGCGGGGAAGGGGCGGGCAGGGUCUCCCCGCGGCGCUGCUCGGCUCGCUCCUCCCCUCACGCCGAGGCGGAGCGGCGCGGGGGCGGUGGGCGAGCGGGCGGGCUCAGCGCGCCCCCAUGGCCCUGGCGCCGGGUCAGCGGGCACGGUAGCCGGCUCCGGCUGUCGCCGCGGGUGAGUCAGAGCUGCCCAGGGAGGGCGGGCUGGACAUGAGCCUCGCCGCCGGGCUCCGAGCAGCGACCGGAGACUGAGCCACAAAGAACUUUUCCCUGCGGCGCGGCGCUCCCCUAUGCACGCCCCGGGCCGUCCGCCCUGGGACGCUGCCCGGCAGGCGCCCGGCGCUGACCCCGCCAUGGAGCCCCGCGCGGCGCUGCACAGCAGCCCGGACCUCAGCCGGGCCAAGCGUCUGAGCGUGGUGGAGCUCCGCUCCCUCUUCGAGGCUCGCUGCGCCGCCGUCGCUGCCGCCGCCGCCCGGCAGCUGCCCGACCCGGCGAAGAGGGGCUGCCGGCGCCCCAACGGGGUGCUGCCGCCCGUCAUCCCCCGGCUCACCGUCACCACCGAGGAGAGCGAAGAAGCGCAGGGCAGCCUCCAGGCACAGCCACCGCACCCGGACAGCGGCUGGCUGAGGACGGACAGCUCGCAGCACCUGCAGUCCCGCAGGCUUUCUACCUCCUCGCUCUCCUCUACGGGCUCGUCGUCCCUCCUGGAGGACUCGGAGGACGACGUGCUGAGCGACACGGAGGGCAGGAGCCAGGGCAUCGUGCACUUGGAGCACGGCGAGGACACCAACCAGAAAAAGGCAUGGCAUACAAUUAAAACCAUGGUUAACUUACCAGUCAUCAGCCCCUUCAAGAAACGCUACUCAUGGGUGCAGCUGGCUGGGCAUACAGGGAGUUUCAAGGCAGCUGAUAGUGGGAAGAUUCUGAAACGCUUCUCAGAGAAUGAAAAGGAGUGUUUUGAGCGAUUGAUGAAAGACCCGCUACGCUCCUGUGUCCCUUGCUUCCAUGGUGUGGUGGAGAGAGAUGGCGAGAGCUACAUUCAGCUGGAUGACUUGCUUACUGAUUUUGAAGGGCCUUGUGUGAUGGACUGCAAGAUGGGGAUCAGGACAUACCUGGAGGAAGAGUUGACUAAGGCCCGUGAGAAACCAAAGCUGCGUAAGGACAUGUACAAGAAAAUGAUUGAAGUGGAUCCUCUUGCCCCCACAGCUGAAGAGAAUGCCCAACACGCUGUCACCAAACCCCGAUACAUGCAGUGGAGGGAAACCAUCAGCUCUAGUGCCAACCUGGGCUUCAGGAUUGAAGGGAUUAAGAAGGCGGAUGGAACAUGUAACACAAACUUCAAAACUACGAAGACACGGGAGCAAGUUCUACAGGUUUUUGUGGAAUUCAUUGAGGGCAACACAACUAUUCUGAAAAAAUACCUCAAGCGUCUGCAGGAAAUUCAUAUCAUUCUUGAAUCCUCAGACUUCUUCAAGCGACAUGAGGUCGUUGGAAGUUCACUACUUUUUGUACAUGAUGGCAGUGGGAAUGCCAAUGUGUGGCUGAUCGAUUUUGGAAAGACCACCCUUCUUCCUGAUGGGCAGACACUGGAUCACAGGAUCCCCUGGCAAGAAGGCAACCGGGAGGAUGGGUACUUGUUGGGAUUGGACAAUUUGAUUGACAUCUUGGAAAGCAUCACUGAAAGAUGAGUUGAGAAAGAAUGGCACAAAACUUGCAGGGCUGCUCUGAACUGUCUGCUCUAUUGGGAUCACUCAGUUAGAAGGAAACCUUUACUCUCUCCAGACUCCUGAGGUCAUCAGUGCAGAGGGAGCUGCAUCCAGAACCCAGCAGUUAGUGAUCAAAAUGACUUUGCAUCGGCCCUCUAUGAACCUAAAUAACUCCAGGUUGGUCUGUAUUGCACCAGCCUGACUCCAGACUGGUCCUCAGAGAGUGAAGAUCUCUAUACUCAGGAAUCACACCAGCAUGAGUCAAGAGGUCUGUAUGGUAAACCAAACAAUUCUGACUUCUGGCAAACAGAUGGGACUCCAGAUUUACCUCUUAGUGAAGCAGAGCAAGUACUUGGGGAUUCAGGGUAGGAAUAACAGUUUUUCAGAGAACUAUGUAGUUUUGAAACCAGCAAGAGUGUUGUUCUUUUUUUUUUUGCCCCUUAAUUCCAAGUCUCCUUGCUCCUGUGUACACUAUGGGUUGGACCAACAACUUCUGUGUUGUGUAACAGUGUGUGCAGAAGGUGGAAAUGGAUGAACAUCACAAGAAACCUGGAGCAAAGGAAGACAGCAGUUUGUAGUGGCUGGAUGUGGUAACUGCUGUUGACCAUUCCUACUCUUCCCUACCCAUCCCUGGAUUCGCUUCUAUCCAAGAACAGCCUUUGCUUUUUAUGUAGCCUCUCAGGAGAUUACAGAUACUCUAAGGAGAGAAUAGCAGCCUAUUGUCUCCGAAAACAUUUGGCUUUCAGACUGGGUGGGCUGUUGGAUAAGUGCCUAGCUUGGAAAGUUUGGCCUCUUGCAGCUGAACUGCAGUUCUGAAAAUCAAUAAUGAUUCUUUAGUACACAGACCAGGGAAAAGGGUUUUUUCAAGGCUUGUUUAUUUUUAAAGAUAAAACCUCUGUACACAUGCACGCAUGCACUAGUAACCAGCAAACAGUAUGAUCUCUCUUAAGAACAUGGUUUGCCUGUCUCCUAAUGCAUGUGACUUCUUGGCCAUGUUCUUGUUCCCAGAUAUGAUGCUGCCUCUUAAGAGUGUAGACUAGUGCAGCGAGCAGUAAGGUCAUGUUUCUGUAUUCGCAGAAUUACACUAAUGAUGGGGUAAUUCCCAGGCAUCCUUCCUCCAAGGUAGCAGCUGUUAACUCAGGGCAGUUUGGGGGAAGGAAUGUCAAUAUACCGCAUCCCCUAGUCCCUGUCUGGAAUCGCAGGGCCAUCUGUGAUUCAUUCUUCUUUUGCUGUGGCCCAGGCACAGCCACAGAAAAUUCGCAGUGUUUAGGUUAAAGUCAAGAAAGACUGAAGUGAUUUCUUGUAAUAGCUUCACGUACCUUCUCUGUUGGUUGCAUCUAGUCACUUAUCAGUUCUUUAAAUACUAGCAGUAUAAAUACUAUCAGUAUUCACAUGUUCACUCACAUUCCAGGUUUUAAUGUUAAUAAUGUGAUGAUGUAGUUUUCAAAAUGAGGACAAGACUUAUAUAACUAUUUGAUUGUUAAUCCCCUUUCAUCUAACAUCUAAAGCUAGUAAUGCAUUGAUGAGAAAUGGCUGUCUUGGUGUCCUGUGCUUAGGAGAGAUGCUGAGAACUUUGGGAUAUAUGAAGGUGACUCUAUGCUUUGGGAAACUGCUGUUUCAAGAAAAACAGUGAUCAUGAGCAAAAGACGACUGUGGAGUCCAGAUCUGGAACAAAAUCUGUCUGUGACAUUUGUAAUUAGAAUUGAAGAGUCUAAAAUAGGUUCUAAAAAUAAUUGCUUUAGAUAAGACACUAGUGUACUUAAAGAGAUCAGUCAGAUUUAAUGAUUUUUUUUUUUCAUCACCUCUAAACAAAACAGCAGUAUUAAAAAUUCAAGUUCAGUUGUGACCUAAAAGUUAGAUUACAUGGAGUGGGUAUUCUCUAGGAAGUAAUGACAUAUGGAAACAUUUCAUCCUAAAUCAAGAGUUAUUUGAAAUUGGUAAUUAUUUUUGCAGUUCACUGCAAAUUCAGAAUUUUUCUGUGGCCUCUGAGUCCCUCUCUGUUUUAUUUUUAUGGUAAUGAAUUAAUUAAUUUUCCAUUAAUGAAUUUUCUACUUAAAGUAGAAAUGCUCUGAAACUUCUAAGUGACAGUGAACCAUCAAUAGAGAACACAAAUAUUAUAAUUCCAGAUGCCUCCUAACUUCUGAACUGCUAUGAGAUGAUGAAUUACUUUGUGGUGAAUUUCAUACAACUUUUAAAAAAAAGUCUUUCUCCGUUCUUGCAGCCAACAGAUAAAGAGUGUGUAAGGAGAACAGGAAGUAGAUAGGUUUCACAAGGGAGGACGACUUUAAUAACAAUGCCUUUCCUGUGAGACUGCAAUUGCAAGCAGUCCUAUCAAAAUUUAAAAAAAAAAAAUUAGAAGAAUUAGAAGUGAGACUGUUAAGGCGAUAGAAUUCAUUAGUGGUUUGCCUAAUUAAUCUUCAGAGUUAAAUUUCUUCCUUUUGCUAUCACAUAUGUGAAACCAGUGUCGUUUAUUUUCUAGAGGGGAGAUUCAGAGGUUUAAAGUUUAUGCUCAAAUGUCAGUUGAGAAUUUGAGACAAACUGUUAGAAUGACUGUCCACUUUCAGAGGAGAACUAUCAGCAAUAUGGUAAUAGCAGCUUCAAAAAAACCCAACUGCUGCAAGCACCUGGAUUUGCAGUGUGUGGUCUUGGGGAAACAUGGAGAAAGAUUCAUUCCUCUGCAAUAGCUGAAAACAUCAGGGCAAAAAUGACUUCUGCUAUAGCAGACCCUGGUCUGGAAGCUCAUUCUAGGUGAUAAGUAGUUCUAGCAAGUUAGUUCUGAAAUGGCUCUUUGGCUUACUAAGGGAUUAGAAGGGAAGAAGCCACAAUCUUCUGCUGCUGUUGUGGGAAAUGAGAAAAAGAAGGAGCUUUUCAUUAGCAAACUGCAAGUGUAGGACUGCAAAUGAGCACUGGAGCUCUGAGGGGCUGGGGUUAUGAGCUCACGAGCAAACCACCACAGGAUCAGAUACCCUAAUUCACAUCGGAUGGCCCACAGUGCCUGUGUACACGCACCUGCUGGUGUGAGGAAGCAGCAGACUUCUUUCACUAUGGGGGAAGUUGCCUUGAAUAAGCUUAUAUUUACCAGAGGGUCAACGUGAUGCCUUUGCACAGGCAUGUAACAUAGAAGAGCUGAUAUGUGAUAACUGAGGUACGUGCUCACGUGCAAGUGCAGAGUGUCGUUCUGUAAUGCCUCUGCUGAGAUAUUGCCUCACUUUGGGAGACACCGGGAGCAAGUGUUUCUGCAGCAUGGGAAGACAUGCUGGCCCAGAAGCGCUUAGGUGCUGAACAGCCAGCCUGUCACUUAGACUCCAAGGUCUUUAAACUCACUAGUUAGAUGCAGUAAUGCUCAGUGCUCUAGCUGCUGCAUUCUUGUGUGAAUUUAGCAGUAGGACUUCUUUCCCUCAGCUUCAACAGUGACUUGGUUUUUUUUGGCCUUGGCCAACUUAUGCUGGGCCUCAGUUUUGUUCCAUUUUCACAGGUGGGAAUAAUACCUACUUACCCCACAGGCAUGGUGUGAGGCUGUCCUUCAUUAUUGCUUGCAAGAUGCUGUGAGAUUCUUUGGAGGAAGAUGCAGUAUGGAAAGAAAUGCACAAAGAAAUACAUCAGCUAAGUUUAAAAAUCAGGGAUGUUGAGGCCCCACAAGGAUGUAAAUUUGGAUGAAAUUUAACCAAAGUGGUAAAAAUGGAAUCCCUCUUAGUUUUAUAUGGGGGGGGGGGGGGGGGGGUGUGAAUUGCUUAAAAUCUGAUCCAGUUCCUAUUAUAGGGAAAGAUUUAAGUGGGAGUUGGACCAAACACUUAAGUAUCUCAGAGGGCUCUUGCUAUUUUUUUUUGGUAUUGCUGUUGUUAUUAUUUGUUAUUCUUAAGGUACUGAGAUCAAAAGGCCUGUACCAUCCAUGGUGCAUCCGUUCUGAACACUACAAUGCAAUGCUGACCAUGGUCACAUUUGACAUUGACUGUAUUGGUUGAGUGUUUGUUACUCUGAAGUGUGUAUGCUACUAAAUAAAUGAGACUGAAGGAAAAAA
This is a messenger RNA of Columba livia (rock pigeon), 5899 nucleotides long. RefSeq names its product inositol-trisphosphate 3-kinase A (gene ITPKA). The coding region runs from base 466 to 1863 and encodes 465 amino acids. Gene Ontology annotation, cellular component: cytoplasm; nucleus. The record is from RefSeq and is a predicted model, not a curated record. Gene Ontology annotation, molecular function: inositol tetrakisphosphate kinase activity; inositol-1,4,5-trisphosphate 3-kinase activity. The transcript has 7 exons. Gene Ontology annotation, biological process: inositol phosphate biosynthetic process. Lineage: Eukaryota; Metazoa; Chordata; Aves; Columbiformes; Columbidae.